Oryzias latipes (Japanese medaka) is the source of this 2109-nucleotide messenger RNA. It is a transcript of the gene scfd1, whose product is annotated as sec1 family domain containing 1. The record is from RefSeq and is a predicted model, not a curated record. Gene Ontology annotation, biological process: vesicle-mediated transport. NCBI's taxonomy places the organism in Eukaryota, Metazoa, Chordata, Actinopteri, Beloniformes, Adrianichthyidae.
CUCUUGUUUGUUUGUCGAUCUUUGGAAGCGUCGUCGUCACGCUGUUGCCACGUCAGGAUUCGUCACCACAACAGGAAACAUGGCGGCGUCUGUGCGGGAGAAGCAGACAGUCGCUCUGAGGCGGAUGCUGAACUUCAACACCCCUCCUUUGAAGAACAAUGCGGCCGAGCCCGUAUGGAAGGUUCUGAUUUACGACCGGUUCGGUCAGGACAUCAUCUCCCCCCUGCUGUCCGUCAAGGAGCUGCGGGACAUGGGCAUCACCCUGCAUCUGCUGCUUCACUCGGACAGAGAUCCCAUCCCAGACGUUCCUGCCAUCUACUUCCUCAUGCCCACGGAGGAGAACAUUGACAGGAUCUGUCAGGACCUGAGGAACCAGCUGUAUGAGUCCUACUACCUGAACUUCAUCUCUGCCAUCAGCAGGAGUAAACUGGAGGACAUCGCCAGCGCCGCUCUGGCCGCGAACGUCGUCAGUCAGGUCACCAAGGUGUUUGACCAGUACCUGAACUUCAUCACCCUGGAAGACGAGAUGUUCAUCCUCUGCCACCAGAACAAAGAGCUCAUCUCGUAUCACGCCAUCAACAGAGCAGACAUCCAGGACACGGACAUGGAGGCCAUCAUGGACUCCAUCGUGGACAGCCUCUUUUGCUUCUUCGUGACUCUGGGUGCUGUGCCCAUCAUCCGCUGCCCUCGAGGAAAUGCCGCAGAGAUGGUUGCCGUGAAGCUGGAUAAGAAGCUUCGGGAGAACCUGCGUGACGCCAGGAACAGCCUCUUUACUGGAGACAGUAUGAGUGCGGGACAGUUCAGCUUCCAGAGGCCCCUCUUUGUGUUGGCUGAUCGCAACAUGGACAUGGCCACGCCCCUACAUCACUCCUGGACCUAUCAGGCGCUGAUCCACGAUGUGCUGGACUUUCACCUGAACCGGGUGGUGAUGGAGGAGGGCAGCAGCAUGGAGCCGUCACCAGGCGGCGCCAGACCAAAAAAGAAGAGCAAAAAGAGCUACGACCUCACUGCAGCCGACAAGUUCUGGCAGAAACACAAGGGCAGUCCGUUUCCAGAGGUGGCCGAGUCCGUUCAGGAGGAGCUGGACUCCUACAGAGCCCAGGAGGACGAGGUCAAACACCUGAAGAGCAUCAUGGGUUUGGAGGGCGAGGAUGAAGGAGCCAUCAGCAUGCUGUCCGACAACACGGCCAAGCUCACCUCAGCGGUCAGCUCUUUGCCUGAACUGUUGGAGAAGAAGAGGCUGAUUGACCUUCACACCAACGUUGCAACGGCAGUGCUGGACCACAUCAAGAGCCGGAAACUCGACGUUUACUUUGAGUAUGAAGAGAAGCUGCUGAGCAAAUCCAACUUAGACAAGUCUCUGCUGGACAUCAUCACCGACCCUGAUGCUGGGACACCGGAGGACAAAAUGCGACUUUUCCUCAUCUACUACAUCACAGCUCAGCAGGCUCCCUCUGAGUUGGACUUGGAGCAGUACAGGAAGGCCUUGUUGGAUGCGGGCUGUGACCUCUCACCUCUCAACUACAUUAAACAGUGGAAAGCAUUCACCAAAAUGGCAAACCCUGCCAACUACGGAAACAGCGGGGUGAAACCCAUGGGUCUCUUCUCCAGAGUGAUGAACACCGGCUCCCAGUUUGUCAUGGAGGGCGUGAAGAACCUUGUGCUCAAACAGCACAACCUCCCGGUCACUCGGAUCCUGGACAACCUGAUGGAGAUGAAGUCUCAUCCUGAAACCGAUGACUAUCGAUACUUCGACCCGAAGAUGCUGCGGGGCAGCGAGAGCUCCGUUCCCAGAAACAAGAACCCUUUCCAGGAGGCCAUCGUCUUUGUGGUGGGAGGAGGAAACUACAUAGAGUACCAGAACCUUGUGGACUACACCAAGUCCAAACCGGGCAGGAAGGUCGUUUACGGCUGCAGCGAACUCUUCAACGCCGCUCAGUUCAUGAAGCAGCUCUCCCAGCUGGGACAGAAGUAACGAGACCUUCAGCACCUCCUCCGCUCCGCUCCUUAAUUCCUCUGUUUUAUAUCGGCUGUGUUCUGCAGAUCAACCUUUCUUCUGUAAAUUGUCUCCAUCCUCUGUACUAAUAAAGUUUAACCACCUCUUCAUCU